Molecule: messenger RNA, 3024 nt
Organism: Magnolia sinica
Lineage: Eukaryota; Viridiplantae; Streptophyta; Magnoliopsida; Magnoliales; Magnoliaceae
Product: DEK domain-containing chromatin-associated protein 1-like
Exons: 13
Coding region: 196-2757 (853 amino acids)
Biological process (GO): regulation of double-strand break repair; chromatin organization
Cellular component (GO): nucleus
Molecular function (GO): DNA binding; histone binding
Source: RefSeq, a predicted model, not a curated record
CCGUUCGAGGGAAAAAAGCCCUCCCAUUUUUUCAGGAGAGAGAGAGAGAGAGAGAGACAAAAGAGAGAAUUUCUGUGGAAAUCUCUUCGAUUUUCAAUUGUAUCAGAGCUGAAAUUCUUCUAUUCUUCGCUGAGCUUGCAAUGGUGGAGAACGUGCUCAGGUGACGCUAUUUGCUUUUGAAGCCUCAGGCUAAAAAUGGGCGAGCCAGAGGUGGGGUCCGAAGCUGCCGUGGCAGCAUUGGAUAAUGGGACUGGACCGCCUGAGGAUGUAGGGAAAACUGUUGUUGAAAUGAAAAAGGAAGAGAAAAUUGGAGUUGAAGAAGUAAAAAAAGAAGGAAACGUGGAAAAAGAAGAAGCUGAAGAAGUAAAGCCAGGCAAAGAGGAUGAGAAAAAUGGAGUUGAAGAUGUAAAGAAAGAAGGGAAUGAGGAGGAGAAAAGUGGAGUCGAAGAUGUAAAGAAGGAAGGAACUGAGGAGGAGAAAAAUGGAGUUGAAGAUGUAAAUAAAGGAGGAAAUGAGGAGGAGAAAAGUGGAGUGGAGGAAGUAAAGAAAGAGGGAAAUGAGGUAGAGAAAAAUGAAGUCGAAGAAGUAAAGGUGGGAGGAAAAGAGGAGGCUAAAAGUGGAAUUGACGAGCUAAAUAAAGAUGGAAAUGAGGAGGAGAAAAAUAGAGUCGGUGUGUUAAGCAAAGUAGGAUCUGAGGAGGAGAAGAGUGAAGUUGAAGAAAUAAAGGGAGAUGGAAAUGUGGAGGAGAAAAAUGGAGUUGAAGAAGUACAAAAAGAACGAAAUGAGGAGAAAAGUGUAGUAGAAGAAGCAAAUAAAGAACAUGAGGAGAAAGUUGCAGAUAUGAAAAUGGAGGAAGAAAGUGAUAUCAAGGAAGAGAAGGGAAGUAAAAAUGAAGAAGAAGUAGAAGUGAGGGAUGUGGAAAUGGAUGAAGCAGGGGAUUUGAAGGAAGAUAAUGAUUGUGAGAAGGCUGGUGAGAAAAAUGAAGAGAUUAAGGAGGAAAAGGGCUCAAAGAAACGUCGGAGGGGGGCAAAAGCUGUGGGAAAAGGGGAGGUAAAGAAAAAAGAGAAACAGGAGAAAGUGACAGUGAAGAAAGAGGAGGCGGAUAGGAAGAAAGGGGAAACGAAGCAAGAGGUGGAUGAGGAGAGAGGGAAAGCAGAGGAAGAGGUGGAAGAGGAGCAAGGGAAAGUGAAGAAAAAAGAGCUGGAUAAGGAGAACAAGAAAAAGACAGCUAAUGAGGAGAAAAGCAAGGUGAAGAAAAAGGAUGUGGAUGAGGAAAAGGCUAAGGACUUGAGUUCUCCUGUGGCUUCUUCUGUUGAUCGCCCUGUGCGUGAGAGAAAGUCGGUUGAGAGGUUGGUGGUUGCCCUUGAGAAAGAAUCGGCUAAGGAGAAGGAGUUCCUCAUUGAAAAGGGCCAAGGUACUGCAUUAAAAGAUAUACCCAAUGUGGCAUACAAACUAUCAAAAAGGAAAAUUGAUGAUAAUCUGAAGAUGCUUCAUGUGAUCCUUUUUGGAAGGAGGGGAAAGGCACUUCAUGUCAAGAGUAAUAUCUCCCAAUUUUCUGGCUUUGUGUGGCAUGAUAAUGAGGAAAAGCAACGAGGUAAGAUCAAAGAGAAGCUCGACAAAUGUGUCAAAGAUAAAUUGUUGGAUUUCUGUGAUGUGCUUGACAUGCCUGUUCCAAACUCAAUGAAGAAGGAAGACGUUGUGAUGAAGUUAAUAGACUUUCUGGUUGCCCCUCAUCCUACAACUGAUGUCUUACUUGCAGAAAAGGAGCAGUCGGGCAAAACAAAAAAACGGAGGGUCAGAGGUGCAUCGAGGUCUGGAAGCACCUCAGGAAAGCGCUCAUCACGGAAACGAAGAAAGAUUGAGGGAACGCCGAAAUCAAAGGAGGGGAAUAGGGCACUGGAGAUGGAGGAUGAAGACGAAGAGGAGGAAGAGGAAGAGGAAGAGGAAAAUGGCCUUCCCGAUGCAGAUGAGGAUGAUGCGUCUGAGCAUUCCGAAAGUGAGAAGAAAGAAGAAGAGUCUGAAGAAGAGGAGCAUGAAGUAUCAGGAAAAAGUAAACAUGCCUUGAAGAAGUCUUUGAGGGGAGGCUCUGCUGGUAAAGAUAAAACCAAGAAAAUGAAUGCUCGAAAUGCGAAAAAAGUGGAUGAGUCGGAAGAAGAGGAAGAGGAAGAGGAUGACGAAGAGUACACGGGAAAAGGCAAACGCAGGUCGAAGGAGUCAUCAAAGAGAGGGUCUGCUGGGAAAGCUAACACCAAGAAAGCAACAACACCAAACAAAGCCACUCCUGCAAUGCUGACCAAAAGCUCUGCCAGGACAUCUUCCAAGAGGUCCAAGGUUGAUGAUGGGUGUGAUACAAGCCCAAGGGUCUUUUCCAGGAAGAAGAAGACUGAAGAGAUGCCCACAAAGCAAUCAACAACUCCAAAAUCUGCUCCCAAGGCAAAAACUGGUCAAAAGACGGCAAGAGGGAAGGAUAAAUCCAAAGCAAAGGGAUCCAGUCCGAGUGAUGAGGAAUUGAGGAAGGCGAUCUGUGAAAUUCUCAAAGAAGUCGAUUUCAAUGUGGCCACCUUCACCGACAUUCUCAAGAAACUUGCUCGGCAUUUUGAUACCGACUUUACACCGAGAAAAUCAGCCAUCAAGCAAAUGAUCCAAAAUGAGCUGACCAAGCUAGCUGCCGCGGCCGAAGAAGAUGAAGACGAUGAAGAUGACGAAGGUGAUGCCGAGAAGGAAGACAGUAAGGAAGCUGCUGCCCAAGAAGUGUAGGCUUGAUGGACGGAACCACACAGAAAAGUGGUACUUUUGUUUUGAUUCUAAAAUACUCCUACCUGUGAUACCGCCACUAAGCGAAUGUGGGACCCCAGAAGUAAUAUUCACCGCAGAGUGGGCUUAUUGCCAGCAACCCAACAUGGGUUUUCUGGCACCAACAGGCAGUGGUUGCUCGUGGUGUGGAUAGCGAUGUGUUAUGUAUGAGUAACAUAUGUAGGAAUUUUUCGUCUAUCAAUUUAUCUGACCCAUAGAUGUUGGCUAGCA